This is a messenger RNA of Xyrauchen texanus (razorback sucker), 4909 nucleotides long. RefSeq names its product E3 ubiquitin-protein ligase TRIM8-like. The transcript has 6 exons. Lineage: Eukaryota; Metazoa; Chordata; Actinopteri; Cypriniformes; Catostomidae. Bases 1530 to 3221 code for a protein of 563 amino acids. The record is from RefSeq and is a predicted model, not a curated record.
UCCAAACCUUAUCAAAGCCUGAAAGAGUGCAGAGGGGGAAAGAAACCCAUAAAUAAUACUAUGGUAAGAUCAGGCCGUGUUGAGGAACGACCUAUGGAUGCACAUUCUCAGGAAUCGGCCGCAAUAGGAUUCGGUAACAGCGAAGAAACGCACGGUUGUAAUCUACUUUUGAUUUCUUUUAAGCACUAAAGCGCGACCGACCGAGGCUUGGUGGGGGCCAAAGAGAUACGAUUUCUUUUCAUUUUUAAAGAGGCACGCAAGAUGGCAGAUGACAGAAACCAAUAGCGAGAUAUGCUCCGUUUCCCCUUUAAACUACGAAGGACAGUCGGUAUAUUUUGGACGUGUAUGGGAAUCGGACAUUAAAGAUAUAUUUAUCGCCUUUUUUUCCAGCUGGGCCCAAAUCAAAGGACAUGGAGACUGGACUCGCGCGAUAGGGAAAUGAUACGAAGUUUUCUAAAUGUAGCAUUUGAGAUACGUUCUGAAAAGCAGAUUGUUACAUUUGGUGUUACAUUGUUUCAUUCGCCAACGCCUUUUGGAACGCUUUGAAGAGAUCAAAGUAAAGGCGCUUGGCAAUCCAGUUUUCUCUCCGGAGUUGGGAGUAUAUUGACUGGUUACAUACCAGUGUAUGUUUUCUGUAUGUUCCUUUGUUAUCAUGAGGGGGAAGUGUAGUGUGCCCGUAGUCUACACACACAUAUGUGUAAGAGAAUACCUGUUUAAAUCGUUAUUUUCUGUUAAAUGAAUAUAUAAAGCUACGUUUUUUUGCCAACGUAGAUGUGAAAGACACAUAUUUUUAUAUAAAUUUUAAUACACGUAUUAGCUAUAUUGUACUCACAGACGUGGUACUUUCAGAACGAGUUUAAUCCUCUUUGGGGAAAAAAAUCCAUGCCAGACGCUCGCGCUGUAUACCUGUAACAUUGACAUACCGGUACAUUUUAUAAAAGAACGAAUACCUCCACGUGAGAAUAAUAAUUUACUUUCACAAGGUUUUACCACACUCUUGCUUGAGGCUCUUGAAAAAAUCCUGUCAACGUGUCUUCACUCAGUAAACCAGGAGCUGUCAGACAGGUCGUGCAGAUGUGUCAGUAGUCUGGAUUAUUCAUAGAUAAAUAUUGGGCUUUAAUGAUACAUGUGCUGAAUAUGAACUACUGUGUUGGCAUCUAAAGUCACAAGAAAGAAAAUUCCACUUUGGUAAAAACACAAAAUUGUCGGGACGCCUACAGUUGACACGAACAAAUGAAGAAGUGGGUGGUGUAAUUAUGUUGCCUUGAGCAAAAAAGUGUGCUGUAUGAAAUUAUACUCUUUUGGAGUAUUGGUAUACUCAUUGGUGCAACGUAAAGGCUUCUUAGAAGUUUGAUAAAAGAAGGCCCUUGUGGUUGACACUCCACCCACCACAUUUUCCCAGAGAUUGACAGAGGAACAUGACUUGACUGUAAAUAACUUCAAGAAGAACACAUCAAAGGGUUCUUUUAUGCCAUUUUGAAUCUCAACUAUAACGUUUUAGGCAAGUUGUGAACUCGAAGACCUCGAAGAUGGCAGAGAAUUGGAAAAACUGUCUUGAGGAGGAGCUUGUAUGCCCCAUUUGUUUGAAUGUCUUCUCUGAGCCAGUUCAGCUCCCAUGCAAACACAACUUCUGCCGUAUGUGUAUAAAUGAGGCCUGGUCGAAAGAUACAGGGAUGGUUCGCUGUCCAGAGUGCAACCAUGCUUACAGCCAAAAACCAACUCUGGAGAAGAACCACAAACUGUCCAACAUUGUGGAGAAGUUCAACGCACUGAACGUUGAGAAGACGCCAGCUGUCUUGCACUGCAUCCUGUGUCGUCGUGGUCCUCCACUUCAAGCUCAGAAGGUUUGCCUUAGGUGUAACGCACCCUGCUGCCAUUCCCACGUACAGACCCAUCUCCAACAGCCAUCUUCCAAUGCUGGACACUUAUUGGUGGAUGCCGAGGAUGUUCGGGCCUGGAGUUGUCCACAGCACGAUGAGUAUAGACUGUAUCAUUGUGAAACCGAGCAUGUGGCGGUCUGCCAAUACUGCUGUUUCUCCAGAUGUGCCACCAACCAUGGCCACCCCAUGUGCGAUAUAGAAGUCCGGCGUAACGAUAUCAGGCAAAUGCUGAUUAAACAGCAGGAUCGGAUUGAGGACCGGGUACAAGACAUAGAGGAGCAACUCUACAAACUAGAAUCUGACAAAUGUCUCCUGGAAGACAAAGUGCAACACCUGAAGGAGGAGGUGCAGCUGCAGUAUCAGAAGAUGCAGCAGCUCUUGGAGGAAGAUCUGGGGAAGACCCUGGAGGUUCUGGAUAAGGCCCAUUCCAAGUUCUGCCAGGAUAACUCUGCACAGGCCCUCCAGCUUCAUCAGAAACAGCAGGAGGCCAAGAAGCUGCUCAGCUCCAUCCAGAUGGUUUUUGAUAAGGCAGAGGACAUCGGUUUUAUGAAGAAUACCAAGUCUGUUAAAAUACUAAUGGACAGGUCUCAGUCAUAUGUUGGCAACACAUUGUCACCAUACAAAGUGGGCAGCCUCAAUUCCAAACUCUUCCUGUCAGAGAUCUCUAAAAGAGAGAAAAACCUCUGCAAGAUGCUGGAAGCUCCGUUCAGUGCGCCUGCAAACUUCUUCCAGAGUAUCCCAGCAUACUUGUGCGAAAAGCGCAGGCAUUCCGUCGCAUUCCCUGAAGGAAGCGGAAGCAGCCGAGCAGGUGCUAGCUUCAUGGACUCUUCCUCUUCAUCAGGCCCUGCAGCUGCUAAGCAGCCGUGCCUGAGUCUCACUCAGGGCUCAGCCCCGGGCGAGGGCCAAUCCUCCCAGCAAGCUUUAGGGCCUUGCAGCUCCAUCCAGCAUGGAAGCAGCAGCUCAGCCUCUGGCUCUCAACAAUUAUCGCACUCCACCUCAGUGUUCCCUCACUCCCAUUACCCAAACAGCAGCGCUUCUCAGCUGCCCCAGUACGGAGCACGGAAGAUCCUGAUGUGCACUGUUGAUAACUGUUACUGCUCAGGGGUACCCUCCGUGUCCAACCACCGUGGACAUCCACCCUACCCUCGCUCCAGUUCCUUCCCCUGGUCAGUGAGCUCACAGGAGUAUUCACACGCCCCUUUGCCCUCCACCCCCGCCAUGUCCCAGCCUCUCCAGAGCCUGUCCAUGCGCGACUGGAUUGAUGCCUCGCAGUCGCACAGGCACACUGACUUCUACAGCCUGUACGGCCAGUCUUCCACCAAGCAUUAUGUCACCAGUUAACCUCUGCUCCAGUGACUGCUGCCAGUCACCAGAUGGGGUGUAUUUUUCUGCUGAGACAUGUCUUAAAGUAAUAGUUCACCCAAAAAUCUUCACAAGGCUUUUUGUCAGAUAAUGAAAGUUAAAUGUGACACUGAUUGUAUAAGUCAACAUAACAUCUGAAAGAGAUCAUGCGGUCACAUUUGGUGAUUAAUACAGUAGAUUAAAAUAUUUGAAGUUAUUCACUGUCAAAUCAAAUAAUUUGUGUUUCACUGAAGGAAGAAUGUCAUGUGUUUUAAGUGACAUUAGGAUGAGUAAAUGAUGAGAGAAUUUUCAUUUUGGGGUGAUCUAUUCUUUUAACAAGUUGCAUGUGGGGCAUUUUGUAAACGGAUCUUAUCAAUCAUUUAGAAUGAACUUAGAUGAACUGCUCAAAUCUGGAAGCAGUAAAAGUUAAUAUCACAAAGUCAAGCAUAGCUUUGCACAUUAUUUAGGCACUAAUGGUGUUGUGCUUAUGUACCAUGAAUGCAAAUUGCUCUUAAAAUAACACUCACUCUUUGCAAGAGAUUCCAAAAAACUGAGGAUGCUGUCAUCUGCUGAAUCAUCAGUAAUGUUGCACUUUCUUUGCAAAACUCCAAAUUUUCACAAGUACUGUUGACUCAUUCAAUGACACAAUGGAAGUCAGCAGUAAAAUGAUUAACUCAGCUUUUAAUGAAACGUAUUGUCACUUAGGGCAAUAACCGUUGACCACAACCGUUUGUGUCGGCCACAAACUUUUAUUAACUUUACAUGGUUGUCAUUUAUUAGAAGAACCACGUGAAACAUGGGCAAAAACUCUGUAUAGUUUUCCUUGCCUUCCAUAUUUCAUCCUUCUUUUUGUUUAAAUUUGUAGUCUGUGGUCUUUUAAUUCAUCACAAAAAGCACAAUCACAUGUGUUAGCUCAGAUCUGAAGUGAAUUUUGUGACCGUUUUAACAGAUAUGGUAGGAAAAUCAAACAGCACAGCAUUGUCAUCAUUGCCAUCGUUCAUUUUGCUCGAACUUCCCUACUGGACACCGCUUUCAAUGGAAAUGCCCUUCACCUUGGUUCAUGGUCCUCUGGUGCUUCAUAGGCUUCCAAAGAAACAGGCCUUGACCAGUUCGAGAACGCACACCACCCACAACAUUAAGUCUGGUCUCCAUCCAGACGGCGCUGUCUCUCACGCCCAGCUACAGAAAUGCUCCCCUUUACAUUCUGCAUGUUAAACGCAGGAUGUAUUGGUUUCACAUUUUUCCAUUUAUCCAUGGCCUCUCAUUAUAUCUGACUCAAUGGCAGUUUAAGCACUAUCGUGUCAAUCGAAGACGAAAUGGCCUGUGUAGCCUUUGCAUUUGCUGUCAAUGCUGUAAUUGUUCUUCCUUGUGUUACAUGCCAUUUCCGGCUCUGAGCAACAGAGACUCUGGGUUCCUGUUUGUUCCUGAGUGCAUGUGGAAAAGAGUUUGAGCACUUGUAGAAAAAUUAUAAAACUGCUAGAAGUUAUAAAAAGACUUUUGAAACAGGGAAUACAUUUUUUUUCUUUCUUUUUUUGGAACAAGUUAUGUAAAAGAGACAUUGACCAAUGAGCAUUACGAAACUAACUAAAAACUGGGUAUAAAAUGGAGAUGAAGAUUUUCUGUUGUAAAUAUUUUGUGAAAUGACAAAGAAAGACAUGUAAUUUGAAAAGAACCUGGUUCAAAAUAAA